Messenger RNA from Oryctolagus cuniculus (rabbit), 3502 nucleotides. The record is from RefSeq and is a predicted model, not a curated record. Lineage: Eukaryota; Metazoa; Chordata; Mammalia; Lagomorpha; Leporidae.
UCAUUCUGUACAUGCUUUACUCUGCUUUCUGACCCUACACUAUUUAAUGGCUAUAGAAAGGCUUGCAGAAACCCAGAGAAGAACAUCUUGGUAGUUUAUCAUGUGACAUGUAUCCCUGGAGGAAAAGCCUGGAGACCCAUUUUAACAGAAAGGCAGGUCUCUGGAGCCCCCUGGUCUGCCAGAACCAUCAGAAUGGCAGUACCACUGAGCCCUUCAUCCGAUCCAGCCAAUAAAAAUAAUAUGAUUGCGUGUAACCAGGCAUUGCAUUGCCGACUAGCAGAGAACCAGUGGGAAAUACAAGAUCUGAAAGAGAUAGUUCAUCAUUUCAGCUUCAUCCUCCACCAAGAGGAAAACAAUUAUGGUGAGGGCCAAGAGGUGAUUCAAUCCAGGCUAAGGGAGAAGCCAGCACUUGGAACUCCACAGCUUGAGAAGCUGGCACCUGCCGAGUUCAAGAAAUGCCAUGUAAAUAAGGCACUGCACCCGCAAGCGGCGCUGGCUACGUAAGAAGUCAAGAAAACAGACACAGAUUUGUCAUCUCAGCCUACAUCCCAGAGCCCUCCUCACCCAGCAUGACCCUGACAGCCACCACACAGGGGCUUGCUGGAGCCACUGGUUGUUCACGUCAGGCUGGAAAAGCAUCUUGUCUACAAAUGUAGCCUGGCAAAAGAAAUGACGCAAAUGAAGGGUGGUUGCUGGGACUUAAUCUGCCCCAGCAGGAUCAGUGGGUGCUUUCCACCUCAAGUAGAGCCUGAGUUGGUACCAGGGCUGAUCAUGGGUGAAUAUUGUUGGUGCAUCAUCAUGAAAGCCACGCUGGUUAUGCAGCAGCGUUAUCCUGGUGGUGGCUGGACGAUAGUGCUGGAAGAGUACUCGUGGUGCACAAGGUUUGGAGUCUAUGGGAAUUCCCUUGAGGACAGAGUGCCACAUGAAGCCAAACCUGCAUUGUGUGAAAACCGAUCUCUAGCUGAAGGGCAUCGCAUCAUGGCAUGCACACACCUUACAGAUGCACCUUACAUGUGGCAUGCCUCCUGGGGGGACAAGCUGGAAAUACUGUUCCAGGCCUGGGCCAGGGUCCAGCAGCCCUUAGCCCAGCAGUCCAUCCACUGGAUAGAGGCCAUUGAGGGGUAUGAUACCUCCUCCCAAAAGGAUGAAGUGGUAUCUGCAGACAGAGCUGAGGUUAUCCCCAGGGUGUGUGGAGAUCCACCCCCACUGGAAGGGCCAGAUACCAUCAUGCCUAUCCUCAAGGAAGAUGGAUCCUACCUGCUCUGUGGAUUUUGGGCUGAUGAGCCUGAAGCACCAGCCCAGGCCUGGUCUGAGACUGUGAAAUGUACAAUCCAGCAGCCCGUCUGCUGUGCUGAGGCCAAUGUGGUGGAAGACCUUUCCUACAAAAAGGAGGAAGGGGAGGUGGCAACUGCAGUCCAGGCUGAGCCUAUCCCCAGGGUGUGUGGAGAUCCACCCCCACUGGAAAGGCCAGAUGUCAUCCUGCCUAUCCUGAAGGAUGACAGAUCCUACAUGCUCUGUGGAUAUUGGGCUGAUGGGUCUGGAACACCAGUGCAGGUUUCUGCUGAGCCUUGGCACCUUACAACCCAGCAGCCCAUCUGCUGUGCUGAGGCCAUUGUGGUAGAAGAUGCCUCAAGCCAAAAGGAGGAAGGAGAGGUGGCAUCUCCAGACCUGGCCGAGGCAAACCCCAGGGUGUGUGGAGACCCACCCCCACUGGAAGGGCCAGAUGUCAUCGUGCCUAUCCUCAAGGAUGAUGGGUCCUACAUGCUCUGUGGAUUUUGGGCAGAUGAUGAUGCUGAAGCUCCAAUCUGGGCCUGUGCUGGGGCCUGGCACCCUACAACCCAGCAGCCCAUCUGCUGUGCUGAGGCCAUUGUGGUGGAAAACCCCUACCACCAAAAGGAGGAAGUGGAGUUGGCAUCUACAGACCAGGCCGAGGCUAUCCCCAGGGUGGGUGAAGAUCCACCCCCACUGGAAGGGCCAGAUGUCAUCGUGCCUAUCUUCAAGGGUGACGGAUCCUACCUGCUCUGUGGAUUUUGGGCUGAUGAGUCUGAAGCACCAGUCCAGGCCUGUGCUGAGCCCUGGCACCUUACAACCCAGAAGCCCAUUUGCUGUGCUGAAGCCAUUGCGGUGGAAGAGCCCUCCUGCAAAAAGGAGGAAGGGGACUCAGCAUCUGCAGAGCAGGCCGAGGCUAUACCCAGGGUGUGUGGAGAUCCACCCCCACUGGAAGGGCCAGAUGCCAUCGUGCCUAUCCUCAAGGAAGAUGGAUCCUACCUGCUCUGUGGAUAUUGGGCUGAUGAGCCUGAAGCACCAGUCCAGGCCUGGGCUGGGGCCUGGCACUUUACAACCCAGCAGCCCAUCUGCAGUGCUGAGGACACUUUGGUGGAAGAGCCCUCAUUUCAAGAGGAGGAAGGUGUGGUGGCACCUGCAGACCAGGCUGAGGCUAAUCAGAGCCUCUGCUCUGCAUCACACCUCGGGGUGUGUGAAGAUCCACCCCCACUGGAAGGGCCAGAUGUCAUUGUGCCUAUUCUCAAGGAUGAUGGGUCCUACAUGCUCUGUGCAGUUUGGAUGGAUGAUCCUGAAGCGCCAGUCCAGGCCUGGGCUGGGGCCUGGCACCCUACAACCCAGCAGCCCAUCUGCUGUGCUGAGGCCAUUGUGGUGAAAGAUGCCACCUACCAAAAAGAGAAAGUCAUGUUGGCAACUGCUGAUUGGGCUGAGGCUACCUCCAGGGUGUGUGGAGAUCCACCCCCACUGGAAGGGCCAGAUGUCAUUGUGCCUAUCCUCAAGGAUGAUGGAUCCUACUUGCUCUGUGGAUACUGGGCAGAUGAGCCUGAAGCACCAGCCCAGGCCUGGGCUGGGGCUCUGCACCCUACAGCCCAGCAGCCCAUCUGCUGUGCGGAGGCCAUUGUGGUGGAAGAUGCCUCCAGCCAGAAGGAGAAAAUAGAGGUGGCAUCUGCAGAGCAGACUGAGGCCACACCCAGGGUGAGUGAAGAUCCACCCCCACUGGAAGGGCCAGAUGUCAUCGUGCCUGUCCUCAAGGAUGAUGGAUCCUACCUGCUCUGUGCAUAUUGGGCAGAUGAGCCUGAAGCCCCAGUCCAGGCCUGGGCUGGGGCCCUGCACCCUACAGCCCAGCAGCCCAUCUGCUAUGCUGAGACCAUUCUCGUGGAAGAGCCCUCAUCACAAGAGGAGGAAGGGAAGGUGGCACGUGCAGACCAGGCCGAGGCUAAUCAGAGGGUGUGUGGAGAUCCACCCCCACUGGAAGGGCCAGAUGUCAUCGUGCCUAUCCUCAAGGAUGAUGGAUCCUACUUGCUCUGUGGAUACUGGGCAGAUAAGCUUGAAGCACCAGCCCAGGUCUGGGCUGAGGCCUGGCAUGCAAAAACCCAGCAGCCCAUCUGCUGUGGUGAGGCUUUUUGGGUGCUAAGAACUUCCUCUGGUGGAUACCAUGAAACCUGACUCUGUUCAUUCCAGGACCCCAUUUAUAUUAAAGUUUGGUUUUGUUAAUUAUUUG